Messenger RNA from Camellia sinensis, 1416 nucleotides. Lineage: Eukaryota; Viridiplantae; Streptophyta; Magnoliopsida; Ericales; Theaceae. The record is from RefSeq and is a predicted model, not a curated record.
AUGUUAAAUAAAUUUUGGAACCCUGAUGUUGGUGGGAGUAAUGCUGCUGAGGCCAUUCUUGUUGAGGCCAUUCCUGUUGAUUUAUUCUGCGAUGAGUACAUGGAUUCGAAGGGCAAAAGUCAUAAGAGGGGCCCUACAAGUAGCCACACUGACAGUGGUCGUUCCAAAAAGUCACGGUCAAGUGGGUUCGAUGAUACGAUGUCAUCCGACAUAGAAAACAAUGCAAUGGAGAUCUCAUCAGAGGAGGAUGAGGUUAUUGAAGAUUUUAUGGAUUUCUUGAUGAUUGCUUUCAUGCAUGACCAUAUCAACCCGUCAAGUAGUCGUCGACCGCAGCGAACUUAUCCAUUCAAAAGGGAUGAUUACAUCUCCAGCUUAUUAAAUGGCCAUCCAGAAACAAUGAUGGACAUUAUGCGAAUGGAUGCACUAACAUUCAUUUCAUUGAAAGACACCUUACUCCAAAAUGACUUUAUCGAUACUGAACAUAUGCAUAUAAGUGUGGAGGAAUCGCUUGGGAUUUUUUUAUACACUUUUACACAAAAUGAUCGGCAUCGACUAUUGGUAGAUAGAUUUCAACACUCAUCGGAAACAAUUUGUCGGUACAUAAAAAUUGUUAUGCGGGCAUUGUGCAAGCUUGCAUCAACGGUUAUUAAACCACCUAACCAAGACGAGUUUCCGACAAAAAUUUUAAAUGACAUGAGGUUUUUCCCGUGGUUCAAGGAUUGUGUCGAUGCUAUUGAUGGCACAUUGAUGGAUGCAUGGGUCUCUGUUUCAAGACAAAAUACAUUCCACGGUCGCAAAUCUACGGUAUCGCAAAAUGUACUCGCAGCUUGCGACUUCGACAUGUUGUUCACAUUUAUUAAUUCUGGAUGGGAAGGUAGCGCACACGACAAAGCUAUUUUAGUUGACUCUAUUACAAGAGUUGAUCUACAGUUCCCACACCCACCCAAUGGGAAGUAUUAUUUAGUGGAUGCUGGUUUCACGAACAUGCCUGGAUUUCUUGCCCCAUUUCGUUCCCAACGCUAUCACUUGCAAGAGUUUCAUAGUCGUCAUUAUUCAGGACCCAAGGAAUUGUUUAAUCAUCGACAUUUGUCGUUACGCAAUGUCAUAGAAAGAACAUUUGGUGUUCUGAAGAAGCGAUUCCCAAUAUUGCGGUCUAUGCCAAAUUACAAGUCUACCAGACAAGGGCCUCUUGUGAUUGCAUGUUGUGUAGUGCACAAUUGGAUCCGUUUGCAUGCAGUAAUGGACCCAUUCUUCAUGGAAGCUGAUAAUGAAAUGGCGGCUGAAGGGGAAGCAGACGGGCUUGUUGAACACCAAUUUGACUAUGUUGACAUGUCACAACAUGGGUUGACGUACCAAUCUAACUUUAGGGAUGCACUUUCUACUGUUAUGUGGCAAAAUCGUGUUGGUCAUGGCUAG